AUGUUGCCAGAUCCCGAAGACUUUAAUGUAAUUUUCCACGAAGCUUACAAAGUACUUCCAGAACAAGCUAAAAAACGAUUAGAAUGGAAACGAUUAAAAAAGAAGUCGGCCAAAAAAAGAUACAAACAAAAAAACAAGCUCGAAUCGUCUUAUUCUGAAAGCGAUUUGCAGUUGGCUCCUGAAAUCGAACUUCCUGGAAAUGCAUCUGCAUUCGCCGUAUUCGCCUCUAUCCGGUUGGCUGUCCUGGAUAGAUGGAUGAAACAAGCGAGCCAGGAAUAUCUAAGCAGCAGCUGCAGUCUUCCGAAUCAAGAUCAAAGCGAAAUUGAAAGCGACACGGAAGAUAAUUCACAAAGUACUUUUUACACGGCGAUAAAAGUGUCAAAAAUAGUUGGCUUAGGUUUGCGAUCGGUGUUCGAAUUGAUAAAAGAAAGUCGAAUUACGCAUCCGCUAUUGUGUACAAAAGCUCUGAUAGCUUUGCUGGACGUUCUACAAGGCCAAGCUCCUGAAGCUCUAAAGUGCGAACCACCUGAUGUAAUCGAUGCUUUAUUUGAACUGUUACUAGAUUUAGCUACACUCCAUGGACCGGAAAGUUCAGUUCCUAACGAUGGAAGUCAUUUCACAGCAGUUGCUUGCGCCUGUUUACUAUCUUUAGUAGUUGUUAGAGGAGAUACUGGAAAAUACCUAUCUGCUUCGGCAGCUUUAUUGAUGUGUCCGAGAGCUUUAUCUCUACAAAACAUACAAAUGCCUGCAGUUCUUUCGUCGCUGCAGAAGAGCGUUCAUGGCGUAUUAUUGGGAAAAACUGUUCGACCCGAUUGGAUUUCUCACGGCGUACCGAACAAUGCGAAAAUAUUUACUUUUCACUUGAAAUUUCCCACUGAACUGCUCAAUGUACAGUUAAAAGUCAAAUCGCUAGCGUACGAUGGUCAAUAUUUGUACCUUUUCACUUCCAAAGGUUUACUUAAAAUAGGCAGCGGUUACGGCGGCACGAUUAAGGGACAAGUAGUGCUAUGGAAAUCGGAUUUUUAUCCAAACGAAAACGGGAGUUUAGUGUUCUGCAAUGGGAAUUUAUACUUGAAAUUGUGCGGCAGACGAGGCGGAGAAUUUCUUAUAGUAGAAAGAACAAAUCUGUUAAUAUGCGGUUCGGUACCGUUACACAAUCGCGAUUCAUCAGCUACCGUCGUAUUUUCCGACGGGGAUUAUUUAGGCAUAAUAUCCGCCGCUAAGGAUGACGGUUUUGUCGUUCGAAUGCUGAAUCAAAAUAUUUCACCAGCAGCUCUAGUAAGCGAACUGCCAUUGAAGUUAGCUAGAAAAUGUGUUGACGUGUUUGGAGUAUCGGCAUUCGAUGAAGAAAAUGGCACUUACACUGUAAAUACUGGGAACGAAGAAGAAAUUUCAACCGUCUGUACAGGAAAAGAGUUUGGUUUAAUUCGAACCAUGUCAGGAAAGGUGUUGUAUUGUGGCAAAUCCUCAGCUCUCGGUAUAAAACAACCUGGCGUUAGAACGGGCAAAUGGACGGAAUUAAUCAUCACUAAAGCUCCCAAAGUUACUCAAAUAGCUAUUGGUCACGACGGACUCCACGCUGUGCUUUUAACCGAUGAUGGAUCAGUAUUCUUUACAGGUACCGCCAGAAGGGGAGAAGAUGGCGAUCAGAAUAAAAUUCGGCGUCAACCUAAACCGGUCAAACCGAAGAAAAUGAUCAAAGUCGACGGUCAGCACAUCGUAUAUGUAGCUUGCAAUAACGGAACAACGGCUCUCAUUAACAAAGAAGGGGAACUUCUCAUGUUCGGCAAAGACACCACCCAUACAGAUCCUGUAACUGGCGUAAUCAGUCAUUUAAAAGGGGAGUUUAUCACGCAAGUUUCCCUAGGCAAAGCACAUGCCGUCGCGCUGACUAACAAAGGUCAAAUAUACACGUUUGGUAUUAAUAAUAAAUUCCAAUGCGGGCGAGAAUUCAACAUGUCGAAAGAAGAAAACUCAUUGAACGUCGUCGCAAUGGAUACAUGCGGAGUACAAGAAGAACAAGACCUUAUCGACGAAAUCCAAUCGGAGAAUCAAAAAGUGAGCGAUAAUACACCGGGAGUUUCCGAUCUAAACAUGGCGGAACAACACAAUAUUUGCCCUCCGGGGAUGCAUUCUUGGCACGAUGACAUGUGCAUGAUUUGCACCGUUUGUAGGGAAUGCACAGGCUAUUCAAUCAGUUGCCUGUCUUCUAUCAGCGCUGAUCGAAAUCCAGGACAAGAGUGCGGAUGUGGGGAAGGCGAUAGCGGGUGCAGCAUAUGCGGGUGUUGCAGGAUAUGCGCUAGAGAAGUAGUCGAUAAUUCCGAAUUGGCCGAUUUGGCGGGUAUGAUGAGAUUGGAUUUGAUUUUUCGAGAGAAAGCCGUCAUACCGCCUCGACAAAGAACGAAACUACAAGAACAAGGUCGUUUGGACGAUAGGAAAAAUAAGAGCAAAAAAUCCAUUCAGGGAUGCAGUAAGCAGUUACUAAAGUCCAAAUCGUCGAGAUCGACAAUUAAUUCAACUGUGCACCGAUUGAAUAAUAGUAUCCGACAAAACAACGUUUUAGCAGCAGUUAAAGAACAGCAAGGUUCGGAUGUGGAACGAGAUGCUACCAGAAUUUCCUGUUUGCCUCCAGCCAAGCUUGCUCUGGCCAUCGAUAGUCCCAUAAUCCAAGUAUCCUGUGGUCUGCACCACACUAUAUUACUUUUACAGAACGGCCAGGUUUACACGUUCGGUUCCAACCUAAACGGGCAACUAGGUUGCGGCGAUAUAUUAACGAAAAGCAGCGUGCAGCUAGUAAGACUCCCUUGCAGCGCGAUUCAAAUUGCCGCAGGUAGCAAUCACUCUGUAGUGUUGACUUCGAAAGGUGAAGUUUACACGUUCGGAAGCGCUCAGAAAGGACAAUUAGGUCGAACUCCGAGCCACGUAUCGUCUCAAGACGUAACUCAACCGGGUAAUAGUUCGUCUUCCCGGUUUUCGAACCCUCGAACACCUUGGUACAGUUUUCCUGGGCCUGUACCGAAUAUCGGUCCCAAGCAUGGUCGAAGAGCCACGUGGGUCGGGGCGUCCGGUGACCAGACGUUCCUCAAAUUAGACGAAAGUUUGAUAAACUCCGUUAGUAUAUCCAAAUCCACCGUCACCGCCAAUAAAAACCUAAUAGUGCUGCUUCCGAACGAAGAAGAAACCGCGAAGAACUUCAAAUGCUUGGUAAUCAACAAAAGAGACGGUAAUUGCAACUCGUUCAAGUCCCUCGACCAGGUGGACUUUAGCAAUAGAGUUGUAUGCAUGGAUCCCAUCUACAACGUAUUGUGGUCGUACAGCUUCUUAAACAACGAAUUUACUGCUUAUAACAUUAUAGCAAGCGAGCUGCAAACGAUCAAAAACGUUAACAAAUCGGAUAGAUUCACGAGCGAGUUGAAAGCCGCUAAGGAUGCCAAAAAUAACGACAGGAACGUGCAGCUUUGUUCGAUUCUAUCGCCCGAAUUGGCUCUACCGAUAAUCACGAAUUGCAACGUUACACGUUUUCAGGCAGCUAUUAACUUAUUGUGCUGUUUGGAUACAUUAACACUAGCGCACGAAUUGCAAAUAAGCGCCGUCAACGAAACCGUGGACGAUCGACAAUUAUUGACUGGAAAGCAGUACUCUAAAGAAGACUUCCAAUCGGUUAAUCGGUUCGAAAGCCACGGUGGUGGCUGGGGUUAUUCAGGCCACAGCAUCGAGGCCAUUCGUUUUAUGGCCGACACCGACAUACUUCUGGGAGGUUUCGGAUUGUUCGGAGGCCGCGGAGAAUACACGGCUAAAAUUAAACUACUCGAUAUCGGCCCGGAAGGAGGCGAGCAAGAAACCGACGGUGAAUUGUUAACGGAGACCGAAGAGAUACCUUACGAAUGCGGCCCGAGGCAGAAGUUUCCGAUUUUAUUCGACGAACCCAUUCCAUUACAGGCCCAUCGUUGGUACGUCGGUUGGUGUAGAAUAAGCGGCCCGAGCAGCGAUUGCGGAUCUUCGGGCCAAACGAUGGUAACCACCGAAGACCAGAUACUAUUCUACUUCAAAUCCUCGAAGAAAUCGAACAACGGCACGGACGUGAACGCCGGCCAAAUUCCGCAGCUGCUCUACAAAGUCAUAACGCCGGAAAAUCAGAUUUCGCCCAGACAGAGCGACAUAAUGGAGCCCAUCCACAUAUUGUCCAAAGACUUUUCGAGAACGGUCACCAGGGAGUGCUUUCAGAGCUUGUUGUCUCUUCUGCAGUGGUCCUGGAACACUUUCAAAUGGGGAAUAGCAGAGGGCCAGUCGCAUAAAGUUUCUUACACAACCUUGGAGUUGGAUCGAUUGGUUUACAUUAGUCGAGCGAGUUUGCGGUUGAUAUGCACCUACACAAACGAAAUUUAUCCCAGGCAUAUAAACAGAAAAUUGUCGUUGGAGAAUGUGCAGUUAGCCGAAUGCGUGGGGGACGUUAGGGCUCUUUUAAAACAAAUUUUGUCUGAUAACAUCCCCGUGGUGAUGCAGAACAAGAAAGCGAGCAGAAACAAUAACAUGAAUAUACAUUUGAUGAAUAAUGUACUCGAUGAGUGUCACAAUACUUUUGUCGCUUGUUUUCACGCUUUUUACCCGACGGCUUAUUUGAAAUGGACCUGCUUGUGCGAUUUACUCAGCGAAAGCACUAAAGAUAAUGGACAGUUCAUUUACAAUAACAGUCAAAGAUUGCUCAGCGCUGUUUUGUGCGCUCUAUGCGCACCCAGCGUAAGAUUAAGGAGCACGUUUCCGUUAAUCGGUCAAAGUAUUUGCUCCGAGAGCGCCCUUAACAGGGGUUUAAGCCCUUCCGACAACACCGGACUUCCAAUUAUGAGCAUUUCCGAUUCGCAUCAUUACCCUGUAUUAGUAGAACAAAUGAGUUUUAAAUCACAAGUAGAGUCGAUUUCGAACGGAAUAUCUUGGCAAUGGAGCGAAGUUUUGGAAUGUUUGAUAAAUUUAGCUUCCAACCCCGUCGCUAGAACUCUACAAAAGAAUACCGUUUCGUACAUGUCGGAAUUGUCGAAAUUCUGUUGCCAUUUAUUAGCUCGAGUACUAGCUGAAUUAGUCCAUCAAUGCAGCUCAUCCGAAGAAGACUUGCAAGGCAAUUACGGACGCACUUUGCACAUGACGCCGUCGAGAUUCACCAGAACAAAUCAAUCGAGAACGUGGAACACGGGCAACGGUUCGCCCGAUGCGAUUUGUUUCCAAGUCGAUCGACCGGGAAUAUCGAUCAUCGGCGUUGGCGUUUACGGCGGAAUCGGCCACUACGAAUACGAAUUGGAACUUUUAGAAGACACGACUUCUUUGAACGCUUCGGACAGUCACGCUCAUUCGCACCGUUGGAAUAGCUUGGAAAUAACGAGAGGUUCGUUUGGACCGGAAGAUUUUCCUCCUGAUGUUAUCGAAAUAAAGUUCGAUAGAGCCAUAUCGUUGAAGGAAAACAUUAAGUAUGCAGUUAGGCUUCGGAAUCACGGCGGUAGAACUAAUAACGGUGAUGGUGGUUUAAAUUCGAUCAAAGGAUCCGAUAACACCGUUUUCACGUUUUCAACGUGCUCGUUGAGUUUUAAUGGAACAACGCUCACUAGAGGACAAAUUCCUGUUAUUUUAUAUUACAGUAACCCUUUGGAGAGUGGUAGAGCAGCUACAACGAAAUUGGAACAGCAAGCACGUAUCGCCGCAUUAUCUAUGACCAGCGCAAUAAUACAAAAAUCUAGUAAUUUAUUAGUAUCGGCUAGAGAAAAAGCCGAUGAAGUACCCGCAGCUGAAAUCCUCAGUAAAUCUUGCAUCGUUACCACGCUACUUCCUUUAGUACUAGCACACAUCAGUCCGUUAGUGACCAGCGAUUCUAAGAGCGCCGUUCACAUAUUAACUCUAAUCCAGGAGUUACUACCGCACGUAGCCGCUUUGAAUUUAAUAGGAGCUACUGGAAACCUAUUAAAACCCAUCAGUUUGAGUAAUUCCUCUAAUCACGAAAGCAUCGAGCACAGAGCUGAAACGACGAGUCACCACUACACGGUCGUCGAAAGCGAACAUCCCUAUAAAGCUUCCACUGUAUCGAAUUGCAGAGUACUAUUUCCGGAGAGCGUGAAGUGGAUGAGCUUGGAAUUCGACCCGGCUUGUUCGACCGUCCAGCCCGAGGAUUCCCUGCAGCUAUUCGUGCCGGCUAUAGAUUAUCAACAAGAGUGCAACGGCGCUGUGUUUCUCGACGACGGCGAAUCGCCGCCGAUGCCCUAUUGGCCUGUAUUGCAUAAAUUUAGCGGCAGUUUGCAGUGGCCGACUAAUUCCGUAAUUCUGCCGGGGAACGAGGUGUUAUUUUCGUUGGAAACCGCUUCGGAUUAUCUAAAAGACGAGCGAUUGAGCGCUUACGGUUAUAAAUGUCUGGUGAUCGGUUACGAGAGACCGCAGGAGUUCAAUCAACCUCUGAACGAAUUGAAGCAUUUGGAAGCCGAAUUGGCUUUUCUAGGCGGAAUGUGCGCCGCCAGUUUGAUGAAGAAGGAUAUUUUGUUUCCUGUUAAUGAAGAUGAAGCUGAUGUCGAUAUCGAAGUUGCUGAAACCGUAGCUGCGGAAAUUUUUUCUCGUCACGGUUCGCUUCUAUCCAAAGGAUUGGCGUUGAGUUCACCUCCCACUGUACAACAAGCUUUAGACGGGCUGUUACCUUACAGCGUCCACUCCAACGAGAAGCUGUUCCUAAGGGACUUCGUGAACUGCGUGGCCGGCUCGAGCGGCGGCCGGUUGGCCCAAUGGCUCCAGCCCGGGAGCAGAGUGGAUCCGACGAAAUGCCAGGUGGUCUAUUCGCGGGACGAUUUGAGGUGCGGAUGGCCCGCUGUUAUUAUGGUCAUUACAAGGGAUCAGUACGGCGAUAUGGUUUUCGUGCCGAAUAUGAAAGUAGAAGUCAAGGCGGUGCCUACUGAUAAGAAGGAAAUAGGCGAUGGGGACGUUGGGAGGAAAAUCAGGCGGAUUAGCCAGCCUGAUAUGUUGACCUACGGUGGUUUACCGCCACCGCCUUUGCACUUGCCCUACGAACCCACCAUCAGGGAUAAGAUGUGCUUUCACUCGAUUACCGUCAUGAAGGCUUUCCAGAACUACUCCUUCGAAGAACUACGUUACACUUCGCCGCCGAUCAAACGCUCCGGCGAAAAUAUGCUGGUGCGAUCGAAUUCCGACGGUUCCUACAACGCCACUUGGACACCUGCAUCUGUUGGAUGCUACUCUAUUUUGGUCAACAUCGAUGGAUACGAUAUGGAAGAAAUUUUUAGAGUGGAAGUGAAGGAGUCCCCUCAAGGAAUGACUCCUCCUAAUCAGAAUCUUUCGAAGAAAUCGCAGCACCAGCCGAGCAAGUUGAGGAGGUUCGUGGCGAAGAAUUCGGCCGGUUUGAGGAUCAGAGCGCAUCCAUCGUUGCAGAGCGAGCAAAUCGGCGUUGUUCACGUGAACGGUACAAUAGCGUUCAUCGAUGAGAUUCACAACGAUGAUGGAGUUUGGUUGAGAUUGUCCAUAGAAACGAUAAAGCAAUAUUGCAGUACCAGCAUUACAGAAGCUUGGUGUUUGCAAUACAACCAGCAUUUGGGUAAAACUUUGUUACUACCAGUGGAGGAGCCGAAAACGAUGUUGGAUCAACCAGUCGUGCGUAAUUCACCGGAGCACUACGACCGUCACAAGUCUCCUAAUUUGAACACAAGCUACCAAGUGAUAAAAUGCGGCGCCUCCGGGCAUAACGUUCGCAGCAGACCCAGUUUCAAAGCGCCUCCCGUAGGCAUGCUGGCCUUAGGAAACCGAAUAGGAGUAUCGGAGUACACGGUGAACUCGGACGGUUGUUGGGUGAAAUUAGACAAAACGACCAAAGAAAAGUACUGCUUCGCCGCGGAAAAUGAGGCCUGGUCAUUGGCAGUCGGCCACAACAACGCCCUGUACUUGGGCAACGUCAACGACAUCGAAGGCGGCUCGAAAUUCGCGCCCGACGAUCCGGCGCGCAAGCAAAAGCGCGGCUUCAAUUUCACCCUCAAGCAGACCGAAGCGAAUUUUUUAUUUUCCGGACAGAGUUCCAUCGAAGCCGAGGAGCUCCUGCCGACGAAUCCGUUCGUUUUCGGCGAGGGAGCCCAGUUGGACUACUCGAAAACGCCCAAAAAAGAGAAAAAGGAAGGGAAAUUGAGUGGACUGCCCAAGUGGUUCAAAGGAGACGAAGGAAAAAGUGAUUCUUCGGAGCGCAAUAACAGCCAAUCUGCGAAGAUGCACAGCGAAAGCAGCGUAAACGGUAACGGUAUCACUCCGCCUGAUACGCCGAAACGUUCGCAGAGUCCGAGAGUUUUAAUGUCAUCUUCCAAAAUAUCUAACCGUAGCUCCAGUCCCGUUCCAAUCGCAAGUCAUCCCAACGCCGCGGCAGAAAGUAGCGGUAGUCCCCAACCAUUAGGGUCCUCUAAAAGUGUAGUAAUGUCACCAUUAGUCAGUGGAACAGGAUUUGAGUCGAGUGCCAGAAGAGGUUCUAAUCAAUCCGAUACCAGCGCAAUGGUGAGUAGCAUUCCCAGAGAUGCAUCUCAAUCGCCCAGUCAAGCUACAACGCAUUUGAGAGAAACAUCACCUACACCCAGCAGCAGUUCCUUUCAUACCAGAUCGGGUUCUAGUCCUCUUCAUGCCAUGCACUCGAAGGGAGAAUCGGACGUCGAGCAUAGUCCGAAAAAGUUGAUGCAAACGGGCACCCAAACGUCGCCGGAAAACGGGGCGAGCUCGGUAGUGAAGACGAACUUUUCGAUAGGCGCCGUGGGCAGAGAGGAAAAGGUGUCUCCGAAAUUGUCGCGGAAAGACCGAAACAUGUCUAAAAUCCGGCCGAAGAGGGCCAUAUCGCCGGCGAAUUUGCAACAGUUACCGUCCAAUUCGAAAGCGAAUUACGCCUACGACAACGUGAAGCAAGCCAUGAGUCCAUCCGUGGCGGAAUCGCUGAGGGCGGUGUUCGCCGCUUUCCUCUGGCACGAAGGUAUCGUCCACGACGCGAUGGCGUGCGCGUCCUUCCUCAAAUUCCACCCCACGUUGCCGAAACAAGGCGCUUUAGUGGUCACCAGGCACCAGGACCUGCCGGUCGACAAGAGACAAAAGGAGCUGAGCAGGGAAGAGAAGGCUAGGCAAAGGCAUUCGGUGGAAGUGAGCAACGCCGGCCAUUAUUUGCACAUUCAACCAUCGACUUUGGAAUCGCUGACGAGAUCGGCGGCGAACGCCAGCGCCAAUCGCAACCGAAAGAAACCGAACGAGGGCGUCAUAAAGGAAGAAGGACAAACCUACGACGCGUACGGUUAUCAAACCAUCUCCGUUCUACCGCCGGCUUUGAAGGCGCUGGUGUAUCUGUGGGAAGAGCUCACCUCGAACUGCCUGAAAGCCACGAACCAACAACUCGCCUCGCACAGUCCCAUCAACCACAAAGGAAAAAAAGACGACAAAACCGAACGGGAGAAGAACAAUCACUUGGAGAGAGAGAUUAAGAAAUACAGGAAGAAGAAAAUUCCGCCUAGGAAUUACUUAGAAGAUUUAGGCGGUCUAUCGGGCUACCUUCAAUCCUCCGGCGUUGAGACGUUGUGCGAAUUGUGCGGCGAUUCGUUUCCUCAUCCGGUUACCUACCACAUGCACCAAAACCAUCCCGGGUGCGGGCAACACGCCGGCGGCAAGGGAUACAAUUCCGGCGGGAGUUACUGCUUAGGUUGGGCCGGAAAUUGCGGAGACGGCGGAAUCCCUGGAAGUUCCUGGUACUUGCUAUGCGAAACUUGUCGAGAAAAGUACAUGAAAUCGAUCAGAACCGGCAAGCAAUCGAACGCCCACCACAAACCGACUGUUAGUAAGAAAAACGUACCGGCUAAAUCGUUCUCUUCGUUGGUGGUAACUGCUAAUUUGGAACCGCACAUUAUAAUGAAAAACAACGCGAUGUUCCUGCUGGAUUUGGCCAGUUCUUCGGAGGCGACGAUGGGCCACCAGAGGAGAUCUUCGUCGAGUACGAUGCCGUCUGUAUCGGAGAAUAUAUCGCCUUUGGAUUACUGCGGCCCGUUCCGACCGCCGCCUUCGUUUCAAUGCUUAAAUUCCUUCGGAGCCAAUCCGGUUUCCGACGAGCCCGGGAUCUACGGGGAGAUGAUGCACAAGCACGAGUGUCCGGAUAAUUUCCCUGCUGGUCCGUCCGCGACGGGACGAGAAAGGCCCUUAUCGGAGAUAUCGAUCAGCGAAGAUAUGGACGGGGUGAAAGGAAUGAGGUUCCAUCGAUCCGUUUCGAUGGGAACUAACGGCAUUCCUUGGUCGAAAUCUGGGUACGAUGGACGAAUUAUCAUGAUGAGGAAGCGGAAUAACAGCAGUUGCGAAAUCGUUAAUGAAGGUGGAUCGUCGCUUCUUUGCAAUCCCUCCAACGCUCUGCAGAAGUUGAUUCCCAAAAAAGACAACCCUUCAUCGGCCAUUGUCAGAACGGAUACGGACCAUGACGCAAACGCAGAAAGUCUGGCGCUUUUAGAAAGACCGGUAUUGCAAUUUUUGAUGCACCACCACGAUCUCGAAUCGUUGCAUCUCGCGAUGAAACAAGCCCUCAGGAAAGCUAUGUGCAGAGUGUACGCCAUGCAAGCGCUCAACUGGUUACUGCGAUCGGUGACCCAACCCGUCUGCAUUCACGAUUUAUUGUGGUGGUUCGUGACGUCUCUAACUCCUGUUGAAAUGGACGUCGAGCCAGAAGACGACAAUCAUCUACCGCGAAGAGAAGAUGAACUCGAGUUGAACGUUUGCGAACAUCCCUUGUCGGAUAUUACUAUAGCGGGCGAGGCGGUGCAUCCUUUACCGAAAAUUUUCCACGCUCUUCUGCAGACGAUAGCGGAUUUGAUGGUGCUGCUACCGAUGAGUUCGCCGUUGCAGCAAAUUGCAGUGAGAUGCUGGGGUAUAAGGUUCGCGACUUCCGAUCACACGUUUCUUCAUAGAUCGCAGGUGUUUAGCAACAUUAGCAAGAUCCUAUCCAGGAGCGAAGAAAUGGAGGACUUUAAUGUGUCUAUGCACGAAAGUCACCAGAGUGUGACCCAUCAGAUAACUUCGCUCGUGGAGUGUUUGAAGGAUUUGACUAAUUCGUUGGAGAUCAAAGCGUCGAGCAGGCAAGCUAUGAUCGGUAGUUUGACGGAUAAUUCUACCGAAACCUUUUGGGAAUCGGGCGACGAGGAUAGAAACAAGACGAAAAGUUUAACUAUCAUGUGCCCGCAAGGACACCGUCCUGUUUUGAUAAGCGUUCACAUCGACAAUUGCAGAGAUUUAGGGAACAAGAUAUCUUCCAUAAUAUUCUACUCGGGUCAACACAUUGAUGAGCUAAUCAAACUACGAACGGUUGAAGUUGAAACACGGCUACUCGGCGGUUGGGUCAGUUGCCCUUUAACAGAUCAAUCUCACAACGUGUUGAAACUCGAGUUGAAAGGACCGGAUAAUUCCGUCAGAGUGAGGCAAAUCCGAGUGCUCGGCAACGUUGAAGGCGAGAGCAUGAAAACCGGAAAGCAAUAUGCCGCGAGUACGUUGCAACAGAAAUACUGCGAGGCGGAAACCCUGCGCGUGUUCAGACUGAUAACGUCCCAAGUAUUCGGUAAACUCCUGCAAGGCGAAGAAGCCAACGGCGAUUUACCGAACGGUUCCAACUCCAUCAGCGAGAACGUCGAUCCGAACGAAGAGAGCAACGAUUUGAGAGAACACGUCGUCGGUAUAUUGUUCAGCAGAAGUAAAUUGACUCACUUACAAAAACAGGUAAUCGUUCAUAUCGUACAAGCUAUUAGGAAAGAAACGGAGAGGGUGCACGACGAAUGGGAAUCGAAUCUUUCUACUUCUUCCGGGUAUUCGAAUCAAAGUCAAGACGGGACGAAAAGCUCCGAUACAUAUUGCUUCGAAAUGUUGUCGAUGGUUUUAGCGCUAUCCGGGAGUUCCGUGGGGAGGAAAUAUUUAUCCCAUCAAACGGACUUGCUGGGAGAUAUAUUAACUUUGCUGCACACCGGUAGCGCCCGCGUACAAAGACAAGUAACGUCUUUGUUAAGGAGAAUUUUGCCAGAAAUAACGCCUGAAGCUUUCGCUAGAGUUGUGGGAGUUCGCAAAUUGCCAGCGAGAGAUUUCAGCAUCGUUUCGGCGGUUAAUAAGGAAUCGAUGAGUAGCAAUUUCGAUGUGAACCAGUUGGGAAUUUUGGAUGUGUUUCUAAGCGUGAUAGCGAAAGCGCUUACGCUCCAAGUAAAAGUUAGAGGUAAAACCGGCGCGGGAGUUACGCCUAAAGAAAUCACUACGGUUACAUUAGCUACGUCGAUACAACCGAGAGACGCGCUCGGCGUAAGGUGGUGGUUAAGAGGCGCUGUUAGCAAAAAACUAUCAGAAGUUAUCAUUCACCUCAUCAAAGAUAUGGCCGCUGGAAAGUUAUCGGAAUGCUGGGCUAACAUAACUAAAGGCGCCAUAGCCGAGAACAUACUGCAUUUGACUUAUUUAUCCGAAGAUCAGAGAGUGGCUUCCGUUUGCUUAAGAACGCCCACGUUGUGGCUGGCGUUGGCCUCUCUUUGCGUCCUGGACGAAGACCACGUGGAACGUCUAACAUCCGGACAAUGGAGCCAACCGGAAGGGCAACCGGUGCAACCGAGACCGACUUGUUGCAACCACGACGACGGCGAAACCAUAGCCGUAAUUCAAUGCACCCAUUGCGGAAAUCUGUGCGCCGAUUGCGACAGAUAUCUACAUUUGCACAGGAAAACCAGGCACCAUCAACGGCAGGUUUGCAAGGAGGAAGAGGAGGCCAUCAAGGUGGAGUUGCACGAAGGCUGCGGCCGGACGAAGCUCUUCUGGUUGCUCGCCCUGGCCGAUCCGAGAACCUUGAAGGCCCUUAUCGAAUUCAGGGACGGCGGCGCCAGGAGCAAGACCGUGGGAAUGAGCGGCGUGUGCCGGUUUUGCGGCACUUGCGGCAACUCCGGUCUCCUGGCCAUCGGGAACGUUUGCGCGGACCACGAAUGCCAAGAAUACGGUCGAACGGCGUGCUGUAAAAUCUUGAGUUGCGGCCACAUGUGCGGAGGAGUGUUGGGAGAAAGUAAAUGCCUGCCGUGUUUGCACGGUUGUUCCGGCGACGGCAGCCUGAGACAAGAUGCGGACGACAUGUGCAUGAUUUGCUUUACCGAAGCGUUGUCAUGCGCUCCCGCCAUACAGCUCGGAUGCGGCCACGUGUUCCAUUUGCAUUGCUGCAAGACUGUUUUAAUGAAGAGAUGGAUCGGUCCUAGGAUUACAUUCUCCUUUAUAUUGUGCCCGAUUUGCAAAGAGGAAAUAAAACACGAAACCCUAACCGACAUUCUGACGCCGAUACUUGAUCUGUUCAAAGACGUGCGAAGGAAAGCGCUGAUGCGAUUGGAAUACGAAGGCUUGCACACUAUCGAAGCCGUCACAACGCAAGGGUCUCGAUUUUACAACGAGCCUGCCUCUUACGCUAUGGACAGAUACGCGUACUACGUGUGCUUUAAAUGCAAAAAGGCUUACUACGGUGGUGAGGCGAGAUGCGACGCCGAAAUGGCGGAGAGCUACGACCCGAAGGAGCUGGUUUGCGGCGCUUGCUCGGACGUGGCGCGCGCGCAAAUGUGCCCCAAGCACGGCACCGAUUUCUUGGAGUACAAAUGCCGGUACUGUUGUUCCGUGGCGGUGUUCUUCUGCUUCGGUACGACGCAUUUCUGCAAUCCCUGUCACGACGAUUUCCAGAGAGUCACGAAUUUGGCCAAAAACGAGCUGCCGGCUUGUCCAGCAGGGCCGAGAUCAAAGCAACUGGAAGGCGACGAAUGCCCACUUCACGUCAAACAUCCACCCACGGGGGAAGAGUUUGCUUUAGGGUGCGGCGUAUGUCGUAAUGCUCAUACAUUUUAA
Messenger RNA from Phyllotreta striolata, 13863 nucleotides. Lineage: Eukaryota; Metazoa; Arthropoda; Insecta; Coleoptera; Chrysomelidae. The record is from the annotation of a GenBank genome assembly.